CGGAUGCGCCGAGCGGAGCGGCGCCGCCUCGACUCCGGCCCCCAGCUCUCGGCCGGAUGCGGCGGGAGUGCGGCCCAGGCUCCGGAGAACAUUAAGUUGGAUUAAAAAGGGGGGCGAUAAUGCACCAUGGCAGCGGCCCUCAGAGUGUCCAGCACCAGCUGCAGAGGUCCAGGGCCUUCGCCAGCAGCGAAGGAGAAGAGCAGGCCCACCCAAAUCCACCCCAGUCCCCUGCCACGCCCUUCGCGCCGUCGGCCAGCCCAUCCGCACCUCAGUCUCCUGGUUACCAAGUUCAGCAGCUGAUGAAUAGGAGUCCCGUGACCGGGCAGAACGUGAACAUCGCCCUUCAGAGCGUUGGACCAGUGGUGGGAGGAAACCCACAGAUCACGCUCGCCCCUCUGCCGCUCCCCAGCCCCACUUCUCCAGGUUUCCAGUUCAGUGCCCAGCAGAGGCGCUUUGAGCAUGGAUCUCCGUCGUACAUCCAGGUCACCUCGCCUCUGUCCCAACAGGUGCAGACUCAGAGCCCCACCCAGCCCAGUCCCGGGCCGGGGCCGGGCCUGCAGAGCGUGCGGGCGGGCACCCCUGGCCCUGGCCUGGGCCUUUGCAGCAGCAGUCCCACCGGGGGCUUCGUGGACGCCAGCGUGUUAGUGAGGCAGAUGAGCCUGAGCCCAUCUAGUGGCGGGCACUUUGUGUUUCAAGACAGCUCGGGCCUUGCUCAGAUGGCUCCGGGCACCCAGGUGCAGUUGCAGCAUGCAGGGGCUCCCAUCGCGGUCCGAGAACGGAGACUGUCACAGCCCCACGCACAGUCUGGGGGCACUGUCCACCACCUGGGACCCCAGAGCCCCGCGGCUGCCGGUGCGGCCAGCCUGCAGCCCCUGGCCAGUCCCGGCCACAUCACCACGGCAAGCUUGCCACCCCAGAUCAGCAGCAUCAUCCAGGGGCAGCUGAUCCAGCAGCAGCAGGUGCUGCAGGGGCCGCCGCUGACCAGACCCCUGCUCCCUGGGGUCGGGGUCGGGGUCGGGGGGGCUUCGGCCUUUGGGAUGACCUCCCCACCGCCCCCUACCAGCCCCUCCAGGACCGCAGUGCCCCCGGGCCUCUCCAGUCUUCCUCUCACGUCUGCGGGCAGUGCGGGGGUGAGGAAGGCCCCCAAGAAGUUGGAGGAGAUCCCCCCGGCCUCUCAGGAGCUGGCCCAGAUGAGGAAGCAGUGCCUGGACUACCACUACAGAGAGAUGGAGGCGCUGAAGGAGGCCUUCAAGGAGUACUUGAUUGAGUUGUUCUUCUUGCAACACCUUCAAGGGAACAUGAUGGAUUUCUUGGCUUUCAAGAAGAAGCAUUAUGCCCCGUUGCAAGCUUAUCUUAGGCAGAAUGAUUUGGACCUGGAGGAGGAGGAGGAGGAGGAAGAGGAGGAGGAGGAGGAGGAGGAGGAGGAAGAAAAGUCUGAGGUUAUCAAUGACGAGCAGCCAGCUCUGGCAGGGGCCCUUGUGGCAGGGGCCGGCAGUGUGGGAGAGACGGACCCCUUUAAGAGGCAGCAGGCGGGGACCCCGGCAGGUACGUCCUGGAGCACCGGCCCGAGUGAGCAGUCUAAGCGGCCUCGGCUUGAAGUGGGCCACCAGGGGGCAGUUUUCCAGCACCCGGGGGCGAAUGCAGGGGUUCCUCUUCAGCAGCUAAUGCCGACAGCUCAAGGAGGAAUGCCUCCUGCCCCCCAGGCCGCUCAGCUCGCCGGACAGAAGCCAAGCCAGCAGCAGUACGACCCGUCCACGGGGCCCCCGGUGCAGAACGCCGCCAGCCUGCACACCCCGCCGCCGCAGCUCCCCGGCAGGCUGCCCCCGGCCGGCCUCCCCGCCGCCCCCCUGCCGCCAGCACUGCACUUCCCUCAGCAGCCGCAGGUGGUGGAGCCUCACGCGCAGCUCCAGGUCCCGGCAAAGACGCAGCAGCCAAGUGCCCCUGUCCCUGUGCCCCCACCCAGCCAGCUGCCCGCUCCGCCGCCGCAGCCCGUGCCGCAGGCCCCGCACGCGCCGAUGCCUGGGAAGGCGCAGAUGCAGGCCGCUCAGCUCUCGUCCCAGCCGCAGACGGUGGCGUCGACAAGAGCCCCCGUGGACCCUGCCCAGCCCUGUCAGCGGCCCCCGCCAGCGGCCUCUUCGACCUCGUCCGCAGCUCCUGCCGGCGGCUCGGGCCCGUCACCCGCACGGGUCUCCGCAGGGAAUAGACCCUCCUCGGCAGCCAGCAAGUCACUGUCUCCGGUCACCUCCCGGUCCCCGGGGGCAGCCGUGUCCGCACCCCCAAAACCACAGAGCCCAGCUCAGAAUGCCGCUCCGCCCCAAGACAGCUCUCAGGAUAAGGUGGCAGAACAGAUAGCAUUGGAAAACCAGAUCCAUCAGCGAAUAGCAGAUUUGAGGAAAGAAGGCCUGUGGUCCCUCAGGCGGUUGCCCAAACUGCAGGAGGCCCCGCGCCCCAAAUCGCACUGGGACUACCUGCUGGAGGAGAUGCAGUGGAUGGCCGCAGACUUUGCCCAGGAGAGGAGGUGGAAGAUGGCCGCGGCCAGGAAGCUCAUCAGGACCGCGGUGCGCCACCACGAGGAAAAGAAGCUUCGCGAGGAGAGGGGAAGGAAAGAGGAGCAGAACCGACUGAGACGAAUCGCUGCCUCAACCGCCAGAGAAAUAGAGUGUUUUUGGUCAAAUAUUGAACAGGUUGUGGAGAUAAAACUACAAGUAGAACUGGAAGAAAAAAGGAAAAAGGCCUUAACCUUACAGAAGGUUCCCAGGAGAGGAAAAGAGUCGAGGCCUAAGGGGCUUGAUGUGUUGCCAGAAGCUUUCCUGGAGUCGGGGUUGUCUGGAAGGAAGAGGAAAGCUAGCACGUCUCUGACUGAUGACGAAGUGGAAGACGAGGAGGAGACCAUAGAGGAGGAAGAAGCUAACGAGGGGGCCGUGGACCACCAGGCAGAGCUGUCCAACUUAGCCAAAGAAGCUGAAUUGCCCCUAAUCGAUUUGAUGAAGUUGUACGAAGGAGCUUUUCUGCCCAGUUUCCAGUGGCCGCAACCUAAGCCUGACAGUGAGGAGGCGAGUGAAGAAGAAGAUGUGGAAGAUGCCCCGGGUGAUCGAGAGAGCCGGAAGGAUGUGGUUCUCAUAGAAUCGCUGUUCAUCAUGGACCAGUUCAAAGCUGCAGAGAGAAUGACUAUUGGGAACCCUCAUACAAAGGACAUCGCGGAGGUGACCGCUGUGGCCGAAGCUGUCCUGCCCAAGGGCAGUGCCCGGGUCAGCCCCACGGUGAAAUUGAAUGCCCCAUCUCUGUUGUACGGUGCGCUCAGAGAUUACCAGAAGAUUGGCCUGGACUGGCUGGCCAAGCUCUACCGGAAGAACCUCAAUGGCAUAUUGGCAGAUGAAGCUGGGCUUGGUAAAACAGUGCAGAUCAUUGCUUUUUUUGCCCACCUAGCUUGCAAUGAAGGUAACUGGGGCCCUCAUCUUGUGGUCGUAAGAGGCUGUAACAUCCUCAAAUGGGAGCUCGAGCUGAAGCGUUGGUGCCCUGGGCUCAAAACCCUCUUAUAUGUUGGCAGCCACAGAGAACUGAAAGCCAAGAGACAGGAGUGGACGGAGCCCAACAGCUUCAACGUGUGCAUCGCGCCCUACAAACAGUUCUUCCGGGGCUACGCGGCCUUCACGCGCGUGCGGUGGCGCUGCCUGGUCAUCGACGAGAUGCAGCGUGUCCGCGGCAUGACCGAGAGGCACUGGGAGGCCGUGUUCUCCCUGAGGAGCCAGCAGCGCCUGCUCCUGAUCGACGCACCCCUGCACAACACCUUCCUGGAGCUCUGGACCAUGGUGCACUUCCUCAUCCCCGGCAUCUCCAGGCCCUACCUGCACCUGCCCCUGAAGGCCCCCAACGACGAGAACCAGGACUACUACCACAAAGUGGUCAUCCGGCUGCACCGGGUGACGCAGCCCUUUAUCUUGAGGAGGACUAAGAGAGACGUGGAGAAGCAGCUGACGAAGAAGUACGAGCACGUGCUGAAAUGCCGCCUGUCGAGUCGGCAGAAGGCCUUGUAUGAGGACGUGAUCCUGCAGCCCGGAACACAGGAGGCGCUGAAGAGCGGGCACUUUGUGGACGUGCUGAGCAUCCUGCUGCGGCUGCAGAGGAUCUGUAACCACCCUGGGCUGGUGGAGCCCCGGCUCCCGGAGUCGUCCUACACGGCGGGGCCGCUGCAAUACCGCUCUGCCUCCCUCAUCCUCAAGGCGCUCGAUGGAGACUCCUGGAAGGAAACAGAUCUCUCUAUAUUUGAUCUUAUUGGCUUAGAGAAUAAAAUGACUCGCCACGAAGCAGAAUUGCUGUGUAAGAAGAAGGUGACACGGAAACUCAUGGACGAGCUGUUCACAGCGCCAGCCCCAUCGGGCAGGCCGGCGGCCCUGAGACUGAAGCCCAGCAGGUUGUUUCAGCCCGUGCAGUACGGACAGAAGCCCGAGGGUCGCACCGUGGCUUUCCCCAGCACACACCCGGCCCGGACAGCAGCCUCUGCCACAGCCGCGGCCACUCCGCAGGGCCAUGUGCGAGGACGGCCACCGAUUGCCACGUUCUCUGCAAAUCCAGAUGCAAAAGUGGCGGCAGCCCCGUUUCAGACCUCCCAGGCCUCCACCGGCGCUCCCGCUCCGAGACAGCCGCCCGCCUCGACCUCCAGCGCAGCACCUAGCCCAGCCCAUCCUGCGAAACCGCGGGCCCCGCCCCCGCCCCCGCCCCAGGCCCCCUCGCACCCGGCGGGGCAGAGCGCGCUGCCUCAGGGGCUGGUGCUCACCUCGCAGGCUCAGGCGCGCCUGCCCAGUGGGGAGGUGGUCAAAAUAGCCCAGCUGGCUUCCCUGGCGGGGCCGCAGAGCCGGGUCGCCCAGCCAGAGACCCCGGUGACGCUGCAGUUCCAGGGGAACAAGUUCACCUUGUCGCACAGCCAGCUUCGGCAGCUCACCGCCGGCCAGCCCCUGCAGCUGCAAGGCAGCGUCCUUCAGAUCGUAUCCGCCCCGGGGCAGUCGUACCUGCGACCGCCGGGCCCCGUGGUGAUGCAGACCAUGUCUCAGGCGGGCGCCCUCAACGCCCUGGGAAGCAAGCCCCCGGCCGGCGGCCCGGGCCCGGCCCCUGUGACGGCGCCAGUUGGUGUGCCUGGGCGAGUGGCGGUCAAUCCCCUGGCGGCUGGAGAACCUGGAAUGGCCCCCAAACCAGCCUCCCCUGUCGGAGGGCCAACCCAGGAGGAGAAGAGCAGACUUCUGAAGGAGCGACUGGACCAGAUCUACUUUGUCAACGAGCGGCGCUGCUCGCGAGCCCCCGUCUAUGGCAGAGAUUUGCUGCGGAUUUGUUGCGUGGUCGGCCGAGAACAGACAGCUUGGCCCGGGGCUUCUGACAGCAGUCAGCGGAGGGGGGCCGGGCCAGCGAGCGCUUACACGUCUCCCUCAAAUGGUCAGAAGGACCUGAUCUUGACGCUGGCCCAACGGCAAGCCUGCCUGCAGGAUGUCAUCGACAGGGUGGUGUGUGUGAUCCCUCCAGUGGUGGCUGCGCCCCCGUCCUUGUGGGUGGCGAGGCCGCCGUCCCUCUACAGCCAUAGGCUGAGGAUCCUGCGGCACUGCCUGAGAGAGCACACGGCUCCCUACGCGCAGCAGCUGCGGCGGAUGACCGCCCUGCGCUCCCUCCGGUUUCCUGAGCUCAGAUUGGUGCAGUUUGACUCAGGAAAGCUCGAAGCUUUGGCCAUCUUACUUCAGAAGCUGAAGUCUGAGGGGCGUCGAGUGCUGAUCUUGUCACAGAUGGUUCUCAUGCUGGACAUUUUAGAAAUGUUCUUGAACUUCCAUUACCUCACCUACAUCAGGAUCGAUGAAAACGCCAACAGCGAGCAACGGCAGGAGCUGAUGAGGAGUUUCAACAGAGACCGGAGGAUUUUCUGCGCGAUUCUGUCGACGCACAGCCGCGCCACAGGAGUGAGCCUGGUGGAGGCCGACGCGGUGGUGUUCUAUGACAACGACCUGAACCCCGUGAUGGACGCCAAGGCCCAGGAGUGGUGCGAGCGGAUCGGGAGGCGCAAGGACGUCCACAUCUACAGGCUUGUGAGCGGGAACUCCAUCGAAGAGAAGCUGUUGAAAAACGGAACCAAAGACUUGAUCCGGGAAGUAGCCGCUCAGGGCAAUGACUACUCCAUGGCCUUCCUGACGCAGCGGACCAUCCAGGAGCUGUUUGAGGUAUGUUCUCCCACCGACGACGCCGGCUUCCCAGUGAAGGCAGAGGAAUUCGUGGUCCUCUCUCAGGAGCCUUCUGCUACAGAAAUCAUCGCACCCAAAAUUGCAAGACCUUUCAUUGAGGCCCUCAAGAGCAUCGAGUACCUGGAGGAGGACGCCCAGAAACCCGAGGGGGAAGCCGUGCUGGGGUCGUCCGGCUCUGACAGCCCGAGGUGGAGCGAAGAGCCGACGCAGCUGGAGGAGUUAGCGGACUUUAUGGAACAGCUUACACCCAUUGAGAAAUAUGCUCUGAAUUACCUGGAACUGUUCCACACGCCUACUGGCCCUGAGAAAGAGGGGAACAGCGAGGAUGCCGUACUGACUGCCGUGAGGGAGUGGGAGGCCCGGAACGCCAGGGCCCUGCGGGAGAGGGAGACGCAGGCACUGCAGGAACGGGAGCAGGAGCAGCUUCUCACCUACACGCGGGAGGACGCCUACAAUGCGGAGUACGUGUGUGAAGGUGCCGACGGGCAGAUGGAAGUCAUGCCGCUCUGGACGCCGCCCACGCCCCCCCAGGACGACAACGACAUCUACGUGGACCCGGUCCUGUGUCUCACGUACGAAACCACGCCCAUCCCAGAGUCCAAGCUGCCUCCCGUGUAUGUGAGGAAGGAGCGCAGGCGGCACCGCACAGACCCCUCAGUUGCAGGCAGGAAGAAGAAGCAGCGUCACGGGGAGCCGGUCGUCCCUCCGCGCUCGCUGUUCGACCGUGCAACACCCGGCAUGUUGAAAAUGCGACGGGAGGGGAAGGAGCAGAAGAAGAACAUUCUGUUGAAGCAGCAAACACAGUUUGCCAAGCCUUUGCCGACUUUUGCCAAACCAACGGCUGAGUCGGGCCCAGACAACCCUGAGUGGCUCAUCAGCGAGGACUGGGCGCUGCUGCAGGCCGUGAAGCAGCUCCUGGAACUGCCUCUGAACCUCACCAUCGUGUCCCCGGCCCACACGCCCAACUGGGACCUCGUCAGCGACGUCGUCAACUCCUGCAGCCGCAUCUACCGCUCUUCCAAACAGUGCCGGAGCCGCUACGAGAACGUGCUCAUUCCCAGGGAGGAGGGGAAGAGUAAGAACAACCGGCCCCUGCGCACAGGCCAGAUGUACGCCCAGGACGAGAACGCCACGCACACACAGCUGUACACGAGCCACUUCGACCUGAUGAAGAUGACGGCCGGCAAGAGAAGCCCUCCCAUCAAGCCUCUGCUCGGCAUGAAUCCCUUUCAGAAGAACCCCAAGCACGCCUCCGUGUUGGCAGAAAGCGGGAUCAACUACGACAAGCCGCUGCCUCCCAUUCAGGUCGCGUCUCUCCGAGCAGAGCGAAUCGCCAAAGAGAAAAAGGCGCUGGCCGAUCAGCAGAAGGCACAGCAGCCGCCCGUGGCACAGCCCCCGCCGCCCCCACCGCAGCCGCAGCCCCCGCCGCCCCAGCAGCCGCCCCCGCCUCUGCCCCAGCCCCAGGCGGCCGGCAGCCAGCAGCCUGCGGGGCCGCCAGCCGUCCAGCCGCAGGCCCAGGCGCAGCCGCAGGCGCAGCCCGCGCCGCCCCCACCGAAGGUGCCCCCGGCGAUCACGACGGUGGGCAGCGCCGCCGUGCUGGCCGGAGCCAUGAAAACGUCCGUCCCGGGGACGAGCAUGCCGACGGGCACGGUGAGCGGGAACGUCAUUGUGAACACCAUUGCAGGGGUCCCUGCCGCCACCUUCCAGUCCAUCAACAAGCGCCUUGCUUCGCCCGUGGCGCCGGGAGCCUUGACUACCUCUGGAGGCUCUGCUCCUGCCCAGGUGGUCCACACCCAGCCUCGCGCGGUCGGCUCGCCGGCCACGGCCACGUCCGACCUCGUGUCCCUGGCACCGACCCAGGGCGUUCGCGCGGUUACCUCCGUGACAGCCUCGGCCGUGGUCACUACCAGCCUGACCCCAGUGCAGACUCCGACCCGGUCUUUGGUGACUCAGGUGUCCCAAGCCACAGGGGUGCAGCUGCCCGGGAAGGCCAUCACGCCCGCACACUUCCAGCUUCUCCGGCAGCAGCCGCCGCCGCCGCCGCCGCCGCCGCCCUCUCAGGUGCAGGUUCCGCAGAUCCAGGGCCAGGCCCCGUCGCCGGCACAGAUCAAGGCUGUCGGCAAGCUGACCCCGGAACAUCUGAUCAAAAUGCAGAAGCAGAAACUGCAGCUGCCCCAGCAGGCCCCCCCACCGCAGGCCCCGCCAGGGCCCCCACAGCCCGCUACACAAGUGCAAGUGCAGGCCCCGCCACCCACGCCGCAGCAGAGCCCCCAGCUGGCCACGGUCACGGCCCCGCGGCCCGGAGCCCUGCUCACGGGCACCACCGUGGCCAACCUCCAGGUGGCCCGGCUCACCCGGGUUCCCCCUUCGCAGCUGCAGGCGCAAGGGCAGAUGCAGGCUCAGGCGCCCCAGCCCGCUCAGGUGGCGCUGGCGAAGCCUCCCGUCGUGUCCGUGCCCGCGGCCGUGGUCUCCUCGCCAGGUGUGACGACCCUGCCCAUGAAUGUCGCCGGGAUCAGCGUGGCCAUCGGGCAGCCGCAGAAAGCCGCAGGACAGACCGUCGUGGCCCAGCCCGUGCACGUCCAGCAGCUGCUGAAGCUCAAGCAGCAAGCCGUGCAGCAGCAGAAGGCCAUCCAGCCACAGGCUGCCCCGGGCCCAGCGGCCGUCCAGCAGAAGAUCGCCGCCCAGCAGAUGGCUGCUCAGGGCCAAGCGCAGAAGGUCACGUAUGCUGCCCCGCCAGCCCUGAAAACCCAGUUCCUCACCACACCCAUCUCCCAGGCCCAGAAACUGGCUGGGACCCAGCAGGUGCAGACCCAGAUCCAGGUUGCCAAACUCCCUCAAGUUGUCCAACAGCAGACGCCCGUGCCCAGCAUCCAGCAGGUCGCCUCUGCGUCCCAGCAGGCUUCCCCACAGACCGUGACCCUGACCCAGGCGACGGCGGCCGGGCAGCAGGUGCAGAUGAUCCCCACGGUAACGGCGACGGCGCAGGUGGUGCAGCAGAAGCUCAUGCCGCAGCAGGUGGUGCCGACCGCCGCGAGCCAGCUGCAGAGCCCCGGCAUGCCCACCCCCGGCCCGGUGCCCGCCAGCUCCGACAGCCCCAGCCAGCAGCCCAAGCUCCAGAUGAGAGUCCCUGCCGUCAGGCUGAAGACGCCCACCAAGCCUCCGUGCCCCUAGUCGUAGUGGCGGCGCGGCUUCAGGGCCGCCGUGCCCCCCCACCUGCCAGGAGCGGGCACAGUUCAUUGCGGGACCGUGGCAGUGUUGGUUGAGGCACCGGGAGGUUACAGUGGAACCAAGUGGCGUGUCCUCAUUUUAUCACCCUGCCUCCAACACCGCGGGGGUGGCGAGCCGCAUUACGCACCCCCGUUUCCGGCGACCGGGGAGCAAGUGCUGGCGGUGGCGUCGGCCUCUGACUCCUGCAGAGCGGUGGUGCUGGCUCUUGAAAGCCGUGUGGACUCUGUGUGCGGUGCUCUGCACGUGGCCACGCGGAGCGUGCAGCGAGGCAUAAAGCACACUUCCUGAAGCUACAACGUGGUCCUGGACGGCGUCCGCCUCUGCUCGGGUCCGUAUCCCUAACUGAACACUCGUUCUGGUCCUUGGAGAGGAGAGAGGCCGGCUGAGGGAGAGCCUCUCAGGUCCGAGGAAGCCAGCAUGGUUUCUUCUUUCCCUCCUAAGCGGGAUUUCCAGGCACAUUCAUGACCGGCUCCCGGCCGUGGUGAAGGGUUACCAUCCCCGACUGAGUUUUCAUUCCAAAGAGCAGCCAGUGGGGCUGCCCCCGGGCCCUCCCCACCGUGUGCAGGUGUCCAGCCCAGCACAUCCAGGAUGCUCCCCCAGCUUGCAGAUGAAGCUCGUGUUUGAACACAGCACACUGAAGCAGGCCCAGACCGCUUUGCGAGGGGCAGGUGGGGGGAUGCCUGUCCCCGCCCCCUCGCGCCCCUGCCCAGCGCAGGCAGGAUCUGCUGACGGUAGAGAAGCUCCGCGGACCGAGUGCAGGUGUUACCUAAAGAAACGGGCGUCGUGAGCCCUUCAUCGUGGGCUGGUAGCGCCAGACUUCUGUGGCUCGCGGUGCCGGGUUCUUGCACGGGAGCAGAUGCACUCCCGCGUGGUUCCGGGUAAAGCAGAGAACCUUCUGUGCAGUAUUUGGGGGUGCAGUUGAGGGACAAAGAGGAGGCCACGUGUUUGCUUCUGUUUUACUUUUUUACGACGGCAAGCUAAUAGAAGUGUUUGCGGUGGGCUUGAUUGGCCGAACGAGGUUUGUUUUCCUGGACGCUUUCGCCCAGGCCACUGUGCAUGCCGGCUCACCCCUCUGCUCUGGCUCCGUGGCGCUCUCCUGUUACUGGGCCCAGAAAAUCAGGCCGUGUCGGGUGUGUGUGGGCACUCUGAGAGAUUCUCACUCUUCAUUUUCUCCGUCCUUCCCCAUGUACCACUUGAAGUGACACGAAGGAACGUGGACCGUAGUUUUGGUUUCCCAUCGAUUUGUGUGGACAGGAACGUGGUGGCAUUUACUGAAGCAGCUAGGCAGCCCAUUAUUGAGCUCUGGGUGAGAAAUUUGGAGAAAAGGAAAAAUCAAGUGUUGAAAACGUGGAAGGGACUGAACGUUUUAGUUCACUUGAAUACGGGGAAGUCGUCCUGUGGUCUGUGUUCUCGCGCCCACACUGGCUGGUUCUGGCGUGGCCGGAGCUACCGGGAGAGGACACAGCAUGCAGGGGGCUCCGGCUCUCUUACCCCAGACAUGCCGAGCUACGGUGUGUUUCAGCUUCUUGGGAUUUGUGCGCCCGGUUCAUCUGCCCCUCGCCCUUCCUGGGGCGCCGGCAGGUGGCUCGGGGAGGAAGAGGCCCCGGCCGGGCCUGCUGUGGCAUGCCCUGCUCGGGGCUGCCCAGACGGAACGGCGGGAGAGUGCAGAGCAUCUCUCAGAACUGAGCUGGGGUGCGAGCGCGGGGGGCGGGGGGCUCCUGCCUUCCUUAGUGCACCAGUGAGAGUCCCUCGUGGGCGAGGGCGCGUCCUUCACUGGCUCCUGACGCAGAACGCAGAGCAGACGGUUGCCUUUCGUCCUACUCAGACGCACCAGCGGCCUCGCCGGCUUCGCUGGUUGCUCCAGGAAGCAUCCUCCUCCCCGUGCGUGGUUUUCUCGGUCUUCUGUUGUCAGGGGUACACUGUCCACGUUUCUGAGCUCAGUACAAGUGUGGGGGUGGUUCUGUCCGCGGACUCCCACAUCGCCCGAGGACUGGCGUUCUGGCCGGGACAGCGCACGAUGCCCAGAAGUCACCCCCGCCGCCGGAAUGCUGUCCGAGCCGUCCUUCUGCACUGACAGCCGCUGGCCCUAAGGCCAGGCUCUUUCCCAGGAAGCCGGGCCUGCGCCUGUUCCCGCGCGGUGCCUCCCGAGGCUCACCUGUGUGCAGUCCUCACCGCUUUCUAUUCCCUGUGUAACCACGCAGCUGUUGCGUUUGAAAUAUAAAGGAAGAAGACUGAGAUUGUAAAUACUUUGUAAACAUACCCAUUUGUACUUGAAUAGUAGGGUUUUAAAAAGGGCACUGAUAUCCCGCCAAACAAAAGGUAUAA
Molecule: messenger RNA, 11768 nt
Organism: Neomonachus schauinslandi (Hawaiian monk seal)
Lineage: Eukaryota; Metazoa; Chordata; Mammalia; Carnivora; Phocidae
Gene: EP400
Product: E1A binding protein p400
Exons: 53
Coding region: 120-9386 (3088 amino acids)
Molecular function (GO): ATP binding; ATP-dependent chromatin remodeler activity
Source: RefSeq, a predicted model, not a curated record